Molecule: messenger RNA, 411 nt
Organism: Lindgomyces ingoldianus
Lineage: Eukaryota; Fungi; Ascomycota; Dothideomycetes; Pleosporales; Lindgomycetaceae
Exons: 3
Biological process (GO): mycotoxin biosynthetic process
Source: RefSeq, a predicted model, not a curated record
GCGAUGCUUAUACAGGCAUCAAAACACGAAGUAAAGCUCACAAGCGACAACCCAGAGGAAAGACUGGAGCUCAUUGAUGGAGGAUAUCUCGGUAGUCUAGGAGUAUACCAUGAACUACACUGCCUACGGCGGAUCUACUGGAAUUUCCACGAAGAAACAUACUACCCAAACAUGACCGAAAGCCAGAGGGAGUAUCAAAGGGAGCAUUCAAGACACUGUAUUGAAGCUAUCCGACGUAGCCUUAUGUGCACGGCUAACACAGCUCUCUAUACCUUCGAGUGGGACGAGAAGAACUCGCAUUCGAAACAAGUGCUUGUUUCCAAAGCAAAGAGAAAAUGCGUAAAGUGGGAACCUCUGCAUAAGUGGGCAAGUGAAAGAUCGGUCGGACUUUACCCUCAAUUCUGGAGACCU